Molecule: messenger RNA, 759 nt
Organism: Alternaria viburni
Lineage: Eukaryota; Fungi; Ascomycota; Dothideomycetes; Pleosporales; Pleosporaceae
Exons: 2
Coding region: 1-759 (252 amino acids)
Source: RefSeq, a predicted model, not a curated record
AUGUUCUAUCGGAUGACUGGCCAAGAUAUCCGCGAUAUUAUCCACUCGCUGUACUACGCGCUCUGCAAAAUAUUUGAGAAAAAUCAAGAUGCAGAGAUCCACUUGAUUGGAUUCUCGAGAGGCGCCUUCACGGUGCGCUGUCUCGCCUGUCUAAUCGAGGACAUAGGCUUGAUAAGAUCGUUCUACCUAGAGAAGAUUUAUGACGAUGUCUACGAGUUCUGGGAAUCAGGAAACAAAACCAGCAUGCAGAAUUGGAUCGAUGAUGGUAGAGAAUACUCGGCCAUUCAUCCUGUCAAGAUUGUCAGUUGCGGAGUUUGGGAUACAGUGUCCGCGCUUCGACUUCCCUCGACCCUCUCCUUUGUGAACGACAGGGUGCCAAGUAACUUGGAUUUUGCGUUCCAGGCACUAGCACUGCACGAGCAAAGACAAAGAUACGAACCGGUACUUUGGAAUCAAGAACAGGACAGGUACACAUGUAUUCGCCAGUGCUGGUUUGCUGGGGAUCACUCUGACAUUGGGGGCGGCUGGCCUGAUGGUGGUCUUGCAAACCUGACGUUGAUCUGGAUGUUGGCUCGGUAUCAAGAACGUUUCCCUGGUAUCUUCAUCGAUUGCGAGGCGUUAUACAGGCUUUGCUGUCCACCUGGUAUUGAUUGGCCCUGUCUGAGUCAUACGCUAAGCCAAGGUAUGUGCCAUGAAGCCGUGCGCAAGACAGGUGAUAAAGUGUUGACACUCAUCUAUAGGCAAUGUAAACCGCUCUAG